UCGAAAAUUCGUUAUAAUAAUUUAAAUAAAGUGCACAUAAAUGAUAAUACUAAAAGAAAAUAAUGAAAAAUAUUUUGUGCACGAAACAGAGUGUAUGUAUAAUAUAUAGCAGAUAUGGAAUAUUAUCUUCAGAAGCGGUUAAAAAGUUACUUCUUGGCUUGGUAAAGAUGUGAUUUAAUGAUAUGGUGCGCUUACACAAUUACACCGGAAGUACUAAACGUAUUCAUGAAGUGAAGCGAAAUUGUACGACUACUAUUAGAAAUAUUACGUCAAAAUUGUUAAAUAAUUUAUCUUCGCCUAACAAAAAUUACAUACACACAUUACACGCAUGUCACGUGUAGCGAAUAAAAAUGCAAUAACUUAUUAAUAAAUCGUUGUAUAGUUCUCCUUAAGAUAAGGUGGCCACUUCAAAGUUAGCCACUAAAACUACCUUUCACAAUUCUGAUCGACGAACACGUUCGACGUAAAGUUGUUUAACCGAAUAUAGAUGAAUAUUUUAGACAAUCUUUGGUUCUCCUACACAUGCCUGUAUGCUUGUAAAGGCUCAUGCAGAAAGACUCAAAGUAAUUCGAAUUCUUUAAAGUAAAAAUACUGUUAUUUAUAAACGGAAACAAGUUAUUUAAAUAUAAAUAAAGAAGUGUACAUAUGCUAAAAUAUUAAAAUAUCAGUAACUCUACAAAGAAUUGAUUUCACAUACAAAGGUUCACUUUCACAAGACACCUAAUGAGAGAAGAAGGAAACAUGUUAAAUGGCAUUAAGCAGUAAAAUAAAAGAAAUUCUUACCAAGAUGUGUAAACACUGUAAUGGAAAGGCCAAUUAUUCGUAAAAAUGGGGUUACAUUGCCUUUUUAAGGCUAUCUUGAUCGUAUACGCCAUUAAAGCUGAUUUUGGCUUAAUUGCAAAUGGGCUAGACUUGCAAGGACCGAUAUUUCUACAUGAACCACCGCAUCGCAUCGAGUUUUCAAAUAAUACUGGCGGCUUAAUAGAAUGCUCUGGACAUGGAAGCCCUCCACCAGAGGUGGAAUGGACGCCAAUACCUCCCCAACAGGACAUGGUCUUCACGCUCUCCAACGGUAGCCUAAUGUUUUAUCCCUUUUCAGCAGAAAAGUACAGGCAUGAAGUGCAUGCUACAGUAUACAGAUGUAAAUUGCGGAAUCUUGUUGGUACAAUACUGAGCAGGGAGGUACAUGUGCGCGGAGUUGUCAACCAAAAAUAUACAGUGCAAGUUCAUGAUGAAUAUGUGAUGACUGGAAACACGGCUGUGUUAAAGUGCCAGGUGCCUAGCUACAUGUCGGAAUUUGUUAUGGUGACAGCUUGGGUUCAAGACACUGGCAUGCAUCUCUAUCCAAACACAGACAUAGGGGGAAAAUAUACAGUGCUAUCAAAUGGCGAACUGUAUAUAAAUAACGCAGGGCCAAAUGACGCAUUUAAAAGUUACACCUGUCGUACUGUGAAUCGACUAACAGGUGAAAUUCAAAUAUCUACAUAUCCUGGACGCAUCAUUGUCACAGAACCAAAAGGAAUGGUGCAACCUCGCAUAAACGUCGAAAAGCACUCACUUCGACAUGUUAUGCUUAAUGGACAAACAACACUGCCCUGUAUUGCUCAAGGUCAUCCAGUGCCAACUUAUCGCUGGUUUAAGGAGGAAAACGAACAACUAUUGCCGCUGCAGCUAAGUGAGCGUAUUACAAUCGUUUCUGCAGGAUUGUUGAAGAUAGCGAAGGCCCGUCUAGAAGAUAGUGGAAAAUAUCUUUGUUGGGUUAACAACACUGCCGGUGAGGAAACAAUUCAAGUGUCAUUAACGGUGACGGCACCUUUAACAGCUCAUCUGCAGCCUCAGGUACAAACAGUAGAUGUUGACAAGGAUGCGCAAUUUCAAUGUAUUGUGUCCGGACAUCCGGUGCAUGACGUCAAUUGGUUACAUGACGGAAAACCAAUAUUGCGUGACAAUCGGGUAGAGAUACUAACUGACCCACCAAGACUGAUAAUUAAGAAAGUGCAAAAGGACGAUCCAGGAAUGUAUCAGUGCUUUGUUUCAAAUGAGUGGGAGCAAAUUCAGUCGACAGCUGAAUUACAACUGGGAGAUGCAUCUCCAGAGCUACUUUAUUGGUUUUCGGAGCAAACAUUGCAACCAGGACCCACUGUAUCGCUAAAGUGCGUAGCAACUGGAAACCCUUUACCUCAAUUUACAUGGUCACUAGAUGGAUUUCCGAUUCCGGACAACUCUCGGUUUUUGGUUGGUCAAUAUGUAACCAUUCAUGAUGAUGUUAUCAGUCAUGUGAACAUAUCAAAUGUUAAGGAGGAAGAUGGCGGAGAGUACGCUUGUACAGCACAAAAUUCCAUUGGAAAGGUAUCUCAUAGUGCUAAGGUGAAUAUCUACGGGCUUCCAUAUAUACGAGAAAUGCCUAAAAUAACCGGCAUAUCAGGUUCGGAUUUAAUAGUGACAUGCCCCGUAGCUGGUUAUCCGAUAGAUAAAAUUCAUUGGGAACGUGAUGGUCAAACUCUACCUAUAAAUCGCAGGCAACGUGCAUAUAACAACGGCACUCUAAUAAUAGAGCAACUUCAGCGACUAGAAGAUGCGGGCACUUACACCUGCAUGGCUCAAAAUAAACAGAAGCAAACGUCCCGCCGCAACGUGGAGAUUCAAGUUCUAGUUCCUCCAAAAAUAAUGCCAAUCCAGGCGAUGACAAAUAUGUUGCGUGAAGGAAUGCGGGCUGCGAUUUCAUGCCAAAUACUGGAGGGAGAUUUGCCAGUGAGCUUUCGUUGGGAACGUAAUGGAAAACCAUUAAUAGGAACAGGGAAUGAGGUAUUUCGCCGAUUAGACGAAUACUCUGCCAGUUUGGUGAUAGAACACAUUACUUCUGAACAUUCGGGCAACUACACAUGUAUUGCCAGUAAUGUUGCCGGUUUGGAACGUUUCACAGUACCGCUUACAGUGAAUGUCCCCCCAAAGUGGAUAUUGGAACCCAAAGACUCCAGCGCACAGGCUGGACAAGAUGUUUUACUUCACUGUCAGUCUUCUGGAUAUCCGAAGCCAACAAUUACAUGGAAAAAAGCAAUUGGCCCUACUCCGGGAGAAUAUAAAGAUUUUUUGUAUGAACCUACUGUACAGCUGUUUCCCAAUGGAACAAUAUACUUCAAGAAAAUAAGCAAGGAGUCACAGGGCCACUUUCUCUGUGAGUCAAAAAACAACAUCGGUUCUGGAGUGAGCAAAGUAAUUUUUCUAAAAGUGAAUGUACCUGCCUACUUUCAAACGAAAACUAAGCAAAUUUCGGUUGCGAAAGGGAAGCAGGUUCACAUUCAAUGUAAUGUUCAAGGUGACAAUCCUAUCGAUAUCAAAUGGAAAAUACAUGCUACACAACAAUUUUUGGAUGAAUCGUUGGAUUCCAGGUAUACAAUUCGGGAUCAGAUAUUAGAUGAUGGGAUGGUCUCCGAAUUGGGCAUAUCACAUACAUAUCGACAAGAUACUGGGAUUUAUAUAUGCCAAGCUAGCAAUGCAUUUGGUCAGGAUGAAAUGUCCAUUCAGUUAAUUGUACAGGAAGUUCCAGAGCAACCGAAAAAUCUGCGUAUUAACUCACAACAAUCACGCAGCCUGCAACUUACUUGGAGUCAGCCCUUCGCAGGAAACAGCCCAAUUGAGGGAUAUCAUAUAUAUUAUAAACAAAUUUCCGAUAUUUGGCAAAAUGCAGAGCAUAUCACGAUCGCCGGUGGGCAAACGGUUGUUAAUAUACAAAACUUGCGACCUGCUAAAGCUUACCAUUUUCGGAUGACCUCUGAAAAUAAAUUGGGUGCUUCCGAGUAUUCGGAGGUCGUACAAGUAACCACACUGGAGGAAGUUCCUUCGGGUCCACCUUUGAAUGUGCGAGCAGAAGCAAAAAGUUCGACUGAGAUAUCGGUCACUUGGGAUGCACCAGAACGCGAUCAUUGGAAUGGGAUUUUGCUAGGUUACUAUGUCGGCUAUCAGAUGUCGUUGUCACCUGAAGACAAAGAGGUAAAUCCCACUCAAGGUUUUAGCUUUAAAACUGUGGAAGUGCGCUCACAUUUUGGAGGGGAAACUGUGUUGAGUAAUUUGAACAAAUACACACAGUACCAUGUUAUUGUACAGGCGUAUACUAGUCAGGGUAGCGGACCACCGAGCAGAGAAAUUGCAAUUCAAACAAUGGAAGAUGUGCCUUCUUCACCCCCAGAGAGCCCUCAGUGUGAUGUGCUGGGAUCAACAUCAAUUUAUAUAACAUGGUCACCACCAGAUGUUGAUGGGCAAAAUGGCAAGAUCAAAGGAUACAAAGUAUUUUAUAUAUCUGUCAAUGAAUUGUACGAAACGGAUCCCGACAUUGUGAAGUCAACCAAUCAAUAUGUUACGAUAGAAAAUUUGCGCAAAUACACCAAUUAUACGGUUUGGGUACUCGCUUAUACGAAGAUUGGGGACGGUAUGAAAACGAAGCCCUUUCACUGUCGUACACAUGAAGAUGUACCUUCUGCGCCACAUGCCAUUAAAGCGAUUCCUGCCUCAAGCACUAAAAUAAUUAUUUCUUGGCUGCCACCAGAAUUUCCUAAUGGAGAUAUUACCGGCUACACUUUCUAUAUGUCUAUGCUUGAGGGCGGUCGUGAAGAAGGCACUCACAAACGCAUACUUGGUCCCUUUGUUGAAAUGCAUGAGACUCAGCGGACGCAGGAAUCUGCCACAUAUCAAUUCUGGCUAACAGCGUCUACAAAGAUUGGUGAGGGGGACAAAACUCAAGUUGUUACUGUGCCUCCAAACAACAAAGUCCCAGCUCGCAUUGUCUCUUUUAGUCAGCGUAUAAUAAGCCCUUGGAAAGAGCAUCUAGAAUUACCAUGCCUUAAAGUAGGUUCCCCAGCGCCAGUGACAAUUUGGAGACAAGAUGGUCAUAAUAUGGAUACGAAUUCUCGCAAGGUUAUUGCGAAGAACGGCACACUUUAUAUACGAGACUGUCAGUCCACCGACGCUGGUAAUUAUACGUGCAGCGUCGAAAAUACAUGGGGGAAAGAUGAGAUUAUCUAUAACAUUGUCAUCAAAGUACCACCAGAAGCACCCAACCUUACGGUGGUGAAUAGUUAUACAGAUAGUUUACAUCUUGAAUGGAUGGACAAUAGUCACGGUGGAAGCCCAAUUCUUGGUUAUGUGAUAAAUUAUAAGCGAGAAAAUGGCGAUUGGGAGGAACUGCAAGUGGAUGCUAAAACUAACUCUCACUUAUUAACAAAUUUAUGGUGCGGGACACGUUAUCAACUCUACAUAACUGCAUACAAUAAGAUAGGCACAGGCUUGCCAUGCGACAUUGUAAAUUCAUACACGAAAGGAAAUCCACCAGUUCAGCCUAAACAUUCUCAAAUGAUUACGAACAAUUCGACAAGCGUCACUUGCUGGCUAGACUCAUGGGGCGAUGGAGGAUGUGGAAUUUUAUACUUCAUGAUUGAGUCCAGAGUGUUUGGGAGAUCUCAAUGGAAUGUAAUCUCAAAUCAUAUCCCUCCGACUGAACGCAUCUAUACGGUUAGUGAUUUAGUUCCAGGUACAAAAUAUCAACUGAAAGUAACCGCUCACAAUAAUGCUGGCUCUACCACAGCAGUAUAUAAUUUUACAACGCUCUCGCCACAAGGAGUUAUAUAUUCAACAGAUCACGCGAAUCCCGUGUCUCAUAUGAGUGAUAGUCCUUUUUAUGCGAAUUUUAAGGUGCUAAUUCCCGUCUGUAUUUCAAUGUUCAUGCUAUUAGGUAUAAUAGCAGCUGUGCUACUUAUUCGCAAACGAAAAAUUGACAAUCAAGCGCGUUUGGCUUCUUCUUCAAUGUCCGAGUCCCCAUCCCUGGCCAAUUUGCAAAAUAAACAAAAUCGAGAUCAGCAGUACUUGGCCGUUCGUUGCAAUCCUGGUAGUGGACCAACUCGUGGUUCGCAUUCUAACGACUCAGGCAGCUUUGGCAAAGCAGAAGGCAAUGAAUACAUAGAAGAUAUCUGCCCAUAUGCAACAUUCCAAUUAAAUAAACAAACAUAUAGCGAAAGCUCAUAUAGCGGUAAUGUAUACAGUGGACCGUACCAUUCGGUUCGUGGCUCAUUUGUGUAUCACGAUGUGAAGCCAGAUAAUUAUCAUUCGAAGGAACCAGAAUAUACAAAGGUGCGUCGGAAAGUAGGGCGUUUACGUGAUCCGCAUUCGGAAAGUCAAGAAUCGGACAAUCCAGGUUCAACAGAUUCCGAAGUUAGGAAAAUCCUAACUCUUCACAUACCAAUUACAGAAUAUGACACACUAGGAUCCGAGUCCGACAACGACGUGUCUACCCGAGCAAUGAACUCUGCGAAGUAUCGUACUCAACGUGAUACCCAAGAUGAAACAUCUUCAUCGUCGGAGACGACACCGACAAGUUUAUCGAGGAAAUCGAAACCGCCAUUUGUAGCUCGUAAAAGCGGAAAAUCUGGUACAAGCGGCAAGCGCCACGUACGAAGCUCCAGCGGUUAUUCAAGUCACAACGAAGAAACUACGUUUAGCAUAUCUAACUACCCACAAAGUUAUCAGGACCAUAUAAAUCCACCUGCGCGUUUUUCCGAUUCUAACGAUAAAUCGAAGGCCCAAACUUCACCUCGCGUACGCGGCAAUCAAAAACUGCAAAGGGAAGCUUUUCAAAUUAAUGUGUAACAACAACGGACUAAAGCACUACAGUUUUUCAAAGGCAAGCAUACAUAGUGCACAAAGCCAAAUAUGUUCCAAAUCGGAAUGCUAAAAAAUUUUGUAUUUUUGUUAAUUUAUAUUCGGUUGUCAGCUUGUAUUUCUAUCUAUAUUGAAUUUGCAUACAUCCUAAACUACAUUCAUAUAGAUUAUGCAACUCAGAACUGAGUGACAUUGAAAUAAACGAAGAGUUGGUGUUAUUCAACAAAAUCUUACACGGCCCGAAUUAGUUAACAUUAAAUAAUAUACAGUUUGUCAACAAAUUCUUUGCAAAAUGAAAAUUGACUCAAAAAAUCAAUUUUGACAUUAAAUUUCUGUAACAAAGGUUUAGUUUUUUAUGAUUUUUCUUUUACAGUAUUAUUAUAGGAUAUAUCUAGUCAUAGAAUAUGUUAAAAAAAUAACAAAAGUAAAAACAAAAACAUAAGAUAGGACUCAAAUAAGCAAAAACAACAAAAAACCAAUUGUCAAUCAAUUCUUUGCAAAAUGCAAGCACAUGUCGAAGAACGAAUUCAUGAGAAAUGAACGGGACAUUUUCAAAAAAAAAAAGCCAACACGUGUUCUUUUCGGAAUAUUCUGGCAUAUAUUCAUGUUUCGAAUCGUCAUGCAAAUGAGUUCAUGAGAAAUUUAACCAAUUGGUAUAUUUCCAUUAUUUCAAAGAAAAAAAUAAAAAAUAGGUGUCCAAAAUUUUUAAUAUUAAGCUAAGGACUAAGUAUAUACAACAUUAUUCAGGUGCAAAAAAUAAAAUAUACUGCAUUGGAAGAACUCUGGACGCAAACUUUCAGAGCUUUCAUUUUGGGAUUUUUCUAAAAUAAUACAAUAAGUAGAUAAAAACCCCAAAAAUUUGACUGAAAGAGAUGGGGAAAAAUAAAAAAUAGUAUUACAGCAACAACAGUAACCAUGAGGAAGUGAGAAAAGAGUCAGUACUCGUCCCAAGUAGCGUGGAAAAAGCCACCGCUUUCUGUCAUUAAAAUUAAAAAAUAUAUCAAAUUCGCUAUAGAUGAUUAUUAUAGGCCAACGUAGGACUGAAGUCUGUUUCCGCCAAACUUUUCUGGGUCCAUCAUGAUGCUACGUCAUUGUCUUCGUCUAGUCACAAAAAAUAACGCCAUUCCAGUAUUCCAUUGGCUUAGUAACAUCAACUACAGCUAAUUUUCAAUAGCAAUAGAUGCUAUUGGUAUAUAACUGUGGCAUUUUCCUGGCUACAUGGGACGAGUACUGGGGAAGAUUCAAACUAUUCUCACUUCCUCAUGGUUACUGUUGUUGUUGUAAUAUUUUUUUAUAUUUUUCCCCAAUUAUUUCGGGCACAUUUUUGGGGUUUUUAUCUACUUAUUGUAAUACUUUAGAAAAAUCCCAAAAUGAAAGCUCUGAAAGUUUGCGUCCAGAGUUCUUCCAAUGCAGUAUAUUUUAUUUUUUGCACCUGAAUAAUGUUGUAUAUAGUCCUUAGCUUAAUAUUAAAAAUUUUGGACACCUAUUUUUUAUUUUUUUCUUUGAAAUAAUGAAAAUAUAUCAAUUGGUUAAAUUUCUCAUGAACUCAUUUACUUGACGAUUCUUAUUUUCAACUAGAUCGGUAGUUCCAAUUAGAUCUGUGCAAUUCGAAACAUGAAUAUAUGCCAGAAUAUUCCGAUAAGAACACGUGUUGGCUUUUUUUUUUUUGAAAAUGUCCCGUUCGUUUCUCAUGAAUUCGUUCUUCGACAUGUGCUUGCAUUUUGCAAAGAAUUGAUUGACAAUUGAUUUUUUGUUGUUUUUGCUUAUUUGAGUCCUAUCUUAUGUUUUUGUUUUUACUUUUGUUAUUUUUUUAACAUAUUCUAUGACUAGAUAUAUCCUAUAAUAAUACUGUAAAAGAAAAAUCAUAAAAAACUAAACCUUUGUUAAAGAAAUUCAAUGUCAAAGUUGAUUUUUUGAGUCAAUUUUCAUUUUGCAAAGAAUUUGUUGACAAACUGCAAUAUGAAAUACCAAUAGUAUGAUAAUUGUUUCUACGAAUCUACUGAAAUUAUAUUACAUGUAUGUAUACUUUCUCGUAUAUGAUAGAGAAAAUAAUUACGUACUGUACGAAAAUGGUAAUAUGAAAUAUUUAAGAAAAAAUACACCAGUGUAUAUAAUAAUUUAUGUUUUUCAUUUAAUCACAAGAAUAUCGAAAAAUGCAUACGCAUAUAUAAUAUUAAUAAUACAAUAUAAAUAAAUUAUCUAUUACACAAAUGUUUUCACUCAAUCAACUUAUAGUGAAUAAAUUUCUGUAAAAGUUUAAUUCAUUGAAAAUGAAUACAAAUAAAUAUAAAUCACAAAAAGACUUAUUUACACGAGCUACUUAACUAUAAAAAUAUAUAUAGUAUAACAUAAUUAUUAUAUAUAUAAUUAUUAAUAAUAUUUAUUACCAUUUAUAUUAUGCUUCAAUGUUUUUUAAUAAAUAGAUGUUAUAAUUUUUUCUAUUUAAAUAUGCAAACAAAUAAGAUAAUAAUUAUUGUUAAAGUUAUGACUAUACACACUUUUUCGGAAGAGUUGCAAUAUAUACGUUGUUAUAAAUUAGGCCCCGAUACAUAUGGAACAUUUUGGCCCUAUUAUGAGUUGCAUUUGAUCAGCGAUUCUCAAUUACAAAAAAAGUGAUGAAAUUAUACAAUAUAUAUUUAUUAUAUAUAGUUAUAUAAUUUUGUUUGAUUCAUUCCGUAAUUAAGGCUUUGAUUCAAAACAAUUUUUUAUUACAUUUACAGGUCUAAGGUUGUGAGUACAAAAUAUUAAUGAAAUACAAUUAUUUGUGAUGAAUUGGUGAACUAGAGAAUGCGCAAUCAUCAUCAAAUGAGCGCAAUAAGGCAAUUUAAAAUUUGUUCACUAUUCAUUUAGAAAACUCACUAUAAUUUCAACAGAUUUGCACAGCUCAUAAUAUGACUUCGACAAUCUUAAUCAUAAUGGGAGCAUAUGUAAAACAUAUUAUUUUAUUCUUAGGAUUGAAAAACUUUAAAAAAUUCAACGCAAAUUUUUUUUAUUAAAAAAAUAUUAUCAAUAAAUAAUUAAAAAAAAUCCGUAAAGAACUGAGAUCGCGUAUGGUUUCUCGUGACAGUCACGCAAUGUAAUAAAUAUUCCUAAUAUAUAUUUAUAUUUUAAAUAUAAUGUUUUUUUUUAAUUACAAUGUUUCUUCCUGGUAAAAACAACAAAUAAUCCAGUCCUUUGAUCCUUCUGUAAAUUGGCAAUAUUUUUUCUAUGACGAGAAAUCUAUUUAAAUUAAGAAUGUUUUAAUAACACCCAUGUAAUGGCAUUGUCAGUUUAUUUAAUAAUUACCUUGAAAAUAAAACAUUAAUUGUUCUUCUUCUUCUUGACUGGCGUAGACACCGCUUACGCGGUUAUAGCCGAGUCCAAAACAGCGCGCCACGCAUCCCUCCUUCUGGCAGUUUGGCGCCAAUUGGUUAUUCCAAGCGAAGCCAGGUCCCUCUCCACCUGGUCCUUCCAUCGGAGUGGAGGUCUCCCUCUUCCUCGGCUUCCACCAGCGGGUACUGCAUCGAAUACUUUCAGAGCUGUAGCACUUUCAUCCAUUCGAACAACAUGACCUAGCCAGCGUAGCCGCUGUUUUUUUAUUCGCUGGACUAUGUCAAUGUCGUCGAAUAACAAAUACAGCUCAUCGUUCAUCGUCUGCGGUAUUCGCCGUUGCCAAUGUUUAAGGGACCAUAAAUCUUUCGCAAAACCUUUCUCUCGAAAACUCCUAGUGCCGUCUCAUCAGAUGUUGACAUCGUCCACGCUUCUGCACCGUAAAGUAGGACGGGAAUGAUGAGAGACUUGUAGAGUUUGGUUUUUGUUCGUCGAGAGAGGACUUUACUUUUCAAUUGCCUAUUUAGUCCAUAGUAACACCUGUUGGCAAGAGUGAUUCUGCGUUGGAUUUCCAGGCUGACAUUGUUAUUGCUGUUAAUGCUGGUUCCCAGGUAGACGAAAUUAUCUACAGCUUCAAAGUUAUGACUGUCAACAGUGACGUGGGAGCCAAGACGCGAAUGCGCAGAUUGUUUGCUUGAUGAGAGGAGAUAUUUCGUCUUGUCCACAUUCACCUCCAGACCCAUUCGCUUCGCCUCCUUAUCCAUGCGGGAAAAAGCAGAACAAACGGCGCAGUUGUUGCUUCCGAUGAUAUC
This is a messenger RNA of Zeugodacus cucurbitae (melon fly), 10769 nucleotides long. RefSeq names its product cell adhesion molecule Dscam2 (gene Dscam4). The transcript is spliced from 33 exons. Gene Ontology annotation, cellular component: plasma membrane; axon. The coding region runs from base 829 to 6636 and encodes 1935 amino acids. Gene Ontology annotation, molecular function: protein binding. Gene Ontology annotation, biological process: cell-cell adhesion; axon guidance. The record is from RefSeq and is a predicted model, not a curated record. Lineage: Eukaryota; Metazoa; Arthropoda; Insecta; Diptera; Tephritidae.